Molecule: messenger RNA, 1032 nt
Organism: Anoplopoma fimbria (sablefish)
Lineage: Eukaryota; Metazoa; Chordata; Actinopteri; Perciformes; Anoplopomatidae
Gene: trmt112
Product: tRNA methyltransferase activator subunit 11-2
Exons: 4
Coding region: 150-521 (123 amino acids)
Biological process (GO): tRNA methylation; peptidyl-glutamine methylation; rRNA (guanine-N7)-methylation
Molecular function (GO): protein heterodimerization activity
Source: RefSeq, a predicted model, not a curated record
GUUUCGGGGACCUCUUUUAGCGAUGCAACAACGGCACUUCCGGUCCACAUGUAAACGUUACAGCGUGAUUUAAACGUAAAUUAAAGACUCGCUAUCUGUGUACAUUUACUAUAAAACUAUCUGUCAACCAGUAACAGUUGUUUGUCAGAAUGAAGCUGCUCACGCACAACAUGUUGACAUCUCACGUGAAGGGAGUCACCAAAGGAUACCCGCUGCUCAUCAAGGCAACUGAGGUGAAGGUGAAUGAGGUGGACUUCAACCCUCAGUUUGUCAGCCGGAUGAUCCCCAAGCUGGAGUGGAGCGCUCUGGUCCAGGCUGCAGAUGAGUUGGGUCAACGGCAAGACCUGCCGGGUGAGCUGGUGCCAGAAUACGAGAACAACGAAGAAUUCCUGAAGAAAGUGCACAGAGUGCUAUUAGAGGUGGAGGUGAUAGAAGGCUGCCUGCGGUGCCCUGAAUCAGGACGAGAGUUCCCCAUCUCCAGAGGAAUCCCCAACAUGCUGCUGAGCGAGGACGAGGUGUAGAUGGCAGCUUCACGAAGCCAACGGUUCUCACACGCAACCUCACCCCAAGCUGUCACUCAGAUGGGAUUGUGGGUAUUCAGAGAGAAGAGAGAGGCUGGACUUAAGUUGGUGCCAUGAGAACCGCACUUGGUUGAUUGUUGUUGUGACAUUCAAGUGGCUGUUGCUGCCAAUAGAAGAAUAACAGAUGGAAAUGUUCCCAGCGUAACCCCCAGUGGUUUUAUCUGUAUUUAUUUUUGUUACUGUUUGGGUUCACUUUUUUUUUUUCUUUUUCAAUAAAACUGUCCUGAUUUCCACGACAGCCACUAUUGUUUUAGGUUUUUGUGGAAAAUCUGGAUUCACUUAUAUUACAGACAUGGUAACAUAUCUAAAACAUCCGAGGCUCCAUGAGUGAGAGGCAGGCUCUGAACCCCAUCUCGCCCUCUCUCAAGGUUUAAGAAAGUGCUGAGGGCCAGAUGACGUGGCAGUGGCUUGUCUAUAUUUGGCUUUGAGGAAAAGAGGCAGGAAAAAAGAA